Pseudovirgaria hyperparasitica is the source of this 2427-nucleotide messenger RNA. RefSeq lists its product as uncharacterized. The transcript has 4 exons. Gene Ontology annotation, biological process: aspartyl-tRNA aminoacylation. NCBI's taxonomy places the organism in Eukaryota, Fungi, Ascomycota, Dothideomycetes, Acrospermales, Acrospermaceae. Gene Ontology annotation, cellular component: cytoplasm; mitochondrion. The record is from RefSeq and is a predicted model, not a curated record. The coding region runs from base 192 to 2255 and encodes 687 amino acids. Gene Ontology annotation, molecular function: aspartate-tRNA ligase activity; ATP binding.
GGAUGUUGGUGAGACGCACUUGGGUUAAACUGGAAGGAUAAAGAAGAAAAACCGAGAGAGCCACGGCGACGCGAAUUACAUUUGUGCUGUGACGCUAGCGUCAAUCUCGUUUAGCGCAGUCACGUGCCGACGUGUUUUCACUAUCGCGACUUUCUCGCUCGUUGUCUUCCGGUAUUCAUCGACAAGUGGCCAUGUCUCGUCAUGUGACGCCGAAGCAUUCGUACAUCGCGAUUUCUCGCUUCUUCCAGUCCGGUAGUGUUCACAGUAUACACCUGAGUCACCGGCUGCAGAGCUCAACUCUUAGACUAAAGUCAAGAUGCGGCUACUAUUCCACAAAUGGGAACGACGAGCAGAAAGCCACCGCGACGCUCGCAUCUCUGGAGGCAUUCAAGAAAUCACUCGCAAUUCCCCCAGCAACACAUGACAUCAAGAGUCUACAACAGCUUUCAAAGGAUGCCAUCAAGAGCCAAAUCUGUGUCCAUGGAUACAUAGGCUCCCGCCAAAAGCUGUCCAAGAAAUUGUCCUUCCUGCAGUUACAAAGUAUAGACCUCAAGUACAAUCUCCAGGUUAUUUCUUUCGGGCAACAUGCCGAGGCACUUGCCAAUAUCCGUGACAACUCGCCGGUUGCCAUCAAAGGCACCCUCAAGGAACGCCAGGCCCCCAAAUCCGAAACCUUAGCAGGACUAGAAGUCAUAAAGCCGUUCGAGCUCGAACUUGAGGAAAUAGUUCUUCUCAAUGACUUCCCCAAGGAUCUCAUCGCGCAGGAAGAAACAAACUUCGCGCCAGAGCAACGCCAUCUGCAGAUGCGAACAGGCAAAUCACUCCGUGACGCAUUGGAAUUUCGUUCAAAACUAUUGCAGCAUUGUAGGAGCCACUUUCAUCAAAAGGAGUUCAUGGAGGUCGAGACGCCCUUGUUGUUCAAGUCGACCCCUGAGGGCGCACGCGAAUUUUUGGUCCCUACGCGCAAGAAAGGACUGGCCUAUGCGCUGCCGCAGAGCCCCCAGCAGUACAAGCAGAUAUUGAUGGCCAGUGGGAUCCCGAGAUAUUUCCAGAUCGCGAAAUGCUUCAGGGAUGAGGACCUCCGGGCAGACCGGCAACCCGAAUUCACGCAGCUUGAUCUAGAGAUGUCCUUUGUAACAGGCGAAGACAUAAUGAAUAUCAUCGAGGACCUAUUCCGGGACCUUGCCGCUUGCGGUCUCUGGAAAGACCUCCAGCACGAGAACCUCGAAGGCAAAUUCCCACGCCUGACCUACGAAGAAGCAAUGGCCCAGUAUGGCUCCGACAAGCCCGAUCUCAGACGCGGCAUGAAGAUCCACCGCGUCGAACACCUCCUUCCCGCCGAUCUCAUCAGUAAAAUCUCCCCCCUUUCAAACCCAAUCGUCGAAGCCAUGAGCCUCGCCAUCUCGCCGUCCGCCCGUGAAACCCACGCCUUCGCAUCCGCCUUCAUGUCCUCCUCAGCCGCAGCCCCAUUCCUCUCAAACCCGGCCGGCCAACCGGGCAUCUUCGUCCUCGACCCACGCAAGCCGCUCCAAGGCCUCUCUGCACUCGGCUUCGAAGCCGCCGAGGUUCUCGCCAGCGACCUCGAACUAGAUGACGAGGGUACGCUACUCGUGCUGCAAGCGCGCCCGCGCGCCCCGUUCGCCGGCGGGUUCACCCCGCUCGGCAACUUGCGACUGGCGCUGCACAAGGCUGCUGUGGCUGCUGGCUGUAUGCCGGCGCCAACAGGUGUCAAGGUGUGCUGGGUCACCGACUUUCCGCUGUUUUUGGCGGUUGCGAGUAACGGCGGCGAUGGCGAGCCCGGGCAGGGCGGGGCGGCAGGGAUCUGUGCGACACACCACCCGUUCACAGCGCCGAAGAGCGCAGCGGAUGUGGAAAAGCUAAUUGCUGAGCCGCUAUCCGUGCGGGCAGAGCAUUAUGAUAUAGUGGUGAAUGGGGUAGAGCUAGGCGGGGGCAGUCGGCGAAUCCACGAUGCGGAAAUGCAGGAGGUAGUGCUGCGGGAUGUGCUACAGAUGAGCGAUGCGUCGGUCGGGCAUUUUCAGCAUUUGUUGGAUGUGCUGCGGGCCGGGUGUCCGCCACAUGCGGGGAUUGCCCUGGGACUGGACCGACUGGUCGCCGUGAUGCUGGGCAAGGAGUCGGUGCGAGAUGUGAUUGCGUUUCCGAAGAGUGGGAAGGGCGAGGAUUUGUUGGUCAAGUCGCCGAGUGUGAUGACGGAGAGUCAGUUGGCGACGUAUCAUUUGAAGCAUAGCGAGGCAUGAGGGUGCUUGUAAUAUUAUGCUUGUAUUAUAGUGUCUUCCGAAAGCCUAUGCUCUGUUCAACAUACUGUUCCUAUAGCUCGGCUGAUAGGUUUGUAAUGCCCAUAGUCUUGAUACACAUCAUUCAUGGCUCCAAGUGUUCCAGACUGCGACUCUUCAUACCCUUACACAGCUC